Messenger RNA from Mesoplodon densirostris (Blainville's beaked whale), 5623 nucleotides. It is a transcript of the gene HECA, whose product is annotated as hdc homolog, cell cycle regulator. Lineage: Eukaryota; Metazoa; Chordata; Mammalia; Artiodactyla; Ziphiidae. The transcript has 4 exons. The coding region runs from base 238 to 1869 and encodes 543 amino acids. The record is from RefSeq and is a predicted model, not a curated record.
GUCUAGCUUGCGCCCCGAGCCCGCGGCGCCCGCGCGGCUGCGAGCCUCGGGUGGCCGCGCGCCGGCCCCAGGAAGCCGGGGAGGGCGCGGCGGCCGGGAUGGCGCGGCGCGGGCCGCGCGGCUAGACGGGCGCCAGAGGAGCCGCCGGCCCGCGCCCUCCGUUCUCGGCCUCCCGUACCGGGCGCCGAGCCGCUGGGAGCCGCCUUCGCCGACGCGGGGCACCUGGACACUCGCGAGAUGCCCAACCCCAAAAACAGUAAAGGCGGACGCAAAAACAAGCGCGCCAACAGCAGCGGGGACGAGCAGGAAAAUGGAGCCGGCGCCCUGGCAGCGGCGGGCGCGGCGGGCGCGGCGGCCGGGGGGGCCCUGGCGGCGGCGGCCGGCUGCGGAGCGGCGGCGGCGGGCGUGCCGGGCACCGGGGGCGCGGCGGGUGCGGGAGGCGCGGGGCCCGGCGCCGCGGCCGCCGCGGCCGCCGCGGGGGCUGCAGCGGCUGGCGACGCCAAGAACGAAGCCCCUUGUGCCACGCCGCUGAUCUGCAGCUUCGGGAGGCCGGUUGACCUGGAGAAGGACGACUACCAGAAGGUGGUGUGCAACAACGAGCACUGCCCUCACAGCACCUGGAUGCACCUGCAGUGCUUCUACGAGUGGGAGAGCAGCAUCCUGGUCCAGUUCAACUGCAUCGGCCGGGCCCGCAGCUGGAACGAGAAGCAGUGCCGCCAGAACAUGUGGACCAAGAAGGGCUACGACCUGGCCUUCCGCUUCUGCUCCUGCCGCUGUGGCCAGGGUCACCUGAAGAAGGACACGGACUGGUACCAGGUGAAGCGGAUGCAGGAUGAGAAAAAGAAGAAGUCGGGGUCGGAGAGGAACACCGGGAGGCCCCCCGGUGAGGCGGUGGAGGAGGCCAAGAAGUGCCGGCCGCCCACCAAACCCCAGAAGGGCCUGAGCCACGACCUGCCCCGCCGGCAUUCCAUGGACCGGCAGAACUCCCAGGAGAAGAGCGGCGGGGCCGCAGCCUACGGGGCACGCUCCCCCUGCGGCUCCCCGGGCCAGUCCCCGCCCACCGGCUACUCCAUCCUCUCCCCCGCCCACUUCAGCGGCCCCCGCUCCUCCAGGUACCUCGGGGAGUUCCUAAAGAACGCCAUCCACCUGGAGCCUCACAAAAAGGCUCUGGCGGGGGGCCACGUGUUCCGAAACGCCCACUUUGACUACAGUCCGGCCGGGUUGUCAGUUCACAGGGGGGGCCACUUCGACGCGCCCGUGCAGUUCCUGCGGCGCCUGGACCUGUCCGAGCUUCUCACCCACAUCCCCCGGCACAAGCUGAACACUUUCCACGUGCGGGUGGAGGACGAUGCCCAGAUGGGCCAGGGCGAGGAUCUGCGGAAGUUCAUCCUCGCGGCCCUCAGCGCCAGCCACAGGAACGUGGUGAACUGUGCCCUGUGCCACCGGGCGCUCCCGGUGUUCGAGCAGUUCCCGCUGGUGGACGGAACUCUGUUCUUAAGCCCCUCAAGACACGAUGAGAUCGAGUACGAUGUUCCCUGUCACCUUCAAGGGAGGCUCAUGCAUCUGUACGCAGUGUGUGUGGACUGCCUGGAAGGGGUUCACAAGAUCAUCUGCAUCAAGUGUAAGUCGCGGUGGGAUGGCAGCUGGCACCAGCUGGGCACCAUGUACACCUAUGACAUCCUGGCCGCCUCUCCAUGUUGUCAGGCCCGCCUGAACUGUAAGCACUGCGGGAAGCCAGUGAUCGACGUGCGGAUUGGGAUGCAGUACUUCUCCGAGUACAGCAACGUCCAGCAGUGUCCACACUGUGGCAACCUGGACUACCAUUUCGUGAAGCCAUUUUCCUCCUUCAAAGUUCUCGAAGCUUAUUGAUGAAAGCUUUGCUUUAGUAAUAGCUAUUUUAUUGAUAUUAUUACUUUAUUACAUAUCUUUUCUAGGGAAGCCUUCUGUGACAUUCAUUUCUUUUCUAAUUGAAAGGAGAGUUCCUUUGUGUAUGUGUGCCACUAAAAGGGGGCCUGCGCCUUGCCUUCUCUUGACUCCCGAGUGUUAGUCUGUGGUCACGACCAGAGCCCAGCCGGUACUCCUGUGAGCUUGGGGGAGCGGUUAACUAUCACUAAGGGUCUCUCGGGCAGCUUUUAGGGUGGUGGGGAGGAUGGGGUGAAUUCAGGAAAGGGAUUAUGUGGUCAUAAGCUGAGAGCACGGUAGGAGUUGGGAAGAAACUCUUACUAAAAUGUUAACUGUCUAAAGACCCACUUUUAGAUCUUCUCUGGGCCUUGGGAGAAACAUGUGACAAGUGAAUGUAAUCUGUGCCUGGAGAGCUGAUGGUGUGUUUGUCCACCUUGGUUUGGCGUUCCGCAGCGCACGCUGGCCUGCAGUUUCCCCUCACUGACAGAUCUUUGGAAGGUGGACAUGAGCCCUGAUUCUAUCCCUGUUGUAGUUUAGCAGCCAGUUUUCAUACCGAAAAUAAUAUCCAAAUUAUAAGGUAUAUGAAAAUAUAUAUUUUUAGGUAAGCUGACCUAUAACAAAGAGAAUAUGCUAAAUGAAUUUGGAAAUGAUGCAGACUGACUCAAGAGGGCAAAAAGGCAGAACGCUGUCAUCUGAACUGUGUCUUUGAAGUUGGUCAAACAAGCUCUUAAGGAGAAUCCAAGAGAAUAACAAGAUUUGAGCGGUACUGAUUUAUAUAGGUUGCACUGUCAAAGUGCCAUUUGAUGUCAGAUCCUUCUCACAGGUAAAUCUCACAGCCACAGACCCUAACUGGUGAGUUUCAGAACCAAUUGCCACACUUGUCUUUCCCCCAGAUUGCUUAUGGCUGCAUUUUACCCCUUUAAUGCUGCGUUUCCCAAAUCAAAGAUUUUGCCCUAAGAAGGAAAGGAAAAAAUUAUUUGUGAACCUUUGAGGAAAAGAAUCAUUUUAGUAUUUCUUUUUAAAGUGUUUCAUUUUGGAAAAUCACUGAUUAUAAUGCAUAACAAUAUGUUUGAAAAUAGAUUAUUCUGAAGAUCUCCAUGAUACCUUACCAUUGGUGAAGAAGAUGACAAUUUACGGAACUUGAUUGGUCAGAGCAUUGAGCUUUCCAAAAUCCCAGCCUUCUGUUUAUUAGAACUUUCUGAUUUAAGUAGACUGACACCCCAUACCUUUAGAGAACUGGAAUUGGAAUAUGAUUUCUCAAAAAUGAAUUUGAUAAUUUCAACUAUAAUACACAUACAUGCUAAAAGAAUGUUGAAAAUAUGAUCCUUUUAUGGGUAGCUAAAUUUGGGGUUAUGUGAAUAUUUUCUAUUAUUUCGUUUAUACCAUGUUUUUUUCCUCAGAAAAACAGUUGUUUUUCCUCUCAGAAGUGUUUAGGCAUCAUUGCAAGUGAGUUUCAGUUCUGCUACAUGGAAUAUUUGAUGUUUUGUUUGAAAGAACACAGCUGACUGUGAGAGGUUGACUAAUAUUCUUUAUCUUUCGGUUUGCAUGAUUGUAAUUCAGCUGACAACAUCCAGUUUGAUGUUUGAUGAUCUGAAGAAUAUCACAGUGAGGGGAAAUGCUGAAUGUCUGUAAGAAGCAGCAAAUUGUCAUUGGUCUCACAGUAUUUGAUGCAAGGAAAAGAGGUCUAUAGGACACAUCCCUUGCAAAUUUGUCUUUAAUACACAAAGCUGUAACUGAACUAGCUGUUUUGCUAUUGAUUCUCUCGUGUACCCAGUUAUAAAAAUAGGUGAGUUUCUCUUGUCUCAGAGUACCAUUGGAUUUUAUUUCUGAAUUUAAAAUGAAUAGUAAAAUAUUUGUUCUUUAACCCACCUCAAUUUCUGAAAAGAAACCUGCUUGUAUUGUUGUUCUGAAGCUUCAAGUUUACAUAGAGAUCACAUUCAGCAAGCUCCUCAGCCUAAAACUUCUGCAAGUGAAGUGUCUGAUGCAUUCACUACUUUCUCCUCAUAUUGUUGUCUACUCUGAGAAAAUAAGUAUGAGGAAGUUUCACUGUAAGUGAGUAACAUUUGAUUUCGGCGUUUAUUUUGAUGAUUAAGUUAGGAUUCUAUGGAUGCCAAAUUGAUAUAAAAGGAGAGGCAUAGGUAUCAUAUCUGAGAGUAUCUUUUGCCUUUAAGGCAUUGCGUUCUUGUCUAAAAUGGAAAAUUUGGCUGAUUUGAGAAUAAAAUGUAAUUGAAUAUACAACCAUGUGAAGAAUAAAUUUUAUUUUGGAAUCUGCUGACUUUAAUAUGUUCUCCACACUUUCUCAAAGUACUUUGCUCUGAGUACCUUGAUAGGAAUUGGAAUAUAUCAGAAAGGAUGAUUAUUUUUGUUGUGGUUUGGAUAUUAAAGGGUAUUAGUCACCCAAGAGAUCCACUUUCUGUUUUUCUGAUAGUGUUCAAUAACAUGAACCUACUCAUGAGUGACUAAUAAGUGAUUUUUAUCUACUUUAACUUGUUUUAGUUUUAAGAGUUAUACCUUGAACAAAUAAAAUUACCUGCUUUAGUUUAAUGGGAAGACUGUUUCUGAUCAUCUCAUCUUCUUCUCUGCAGGCCAUCUCAGUUCUUCACUCUCUUCUGGUUGCGCUUGAAGCAGUUGAUGUACUGGGUUUACACCUUAAAAGAUAGACAUGUGCUGUGAAGUUAGGGAGUGGGGUGAAUUAUCCCAUUGUAAUUAAGAAAGAGCUUUCCCCAAACAGUCUUUAAUUCCCAGUUUUUGUAGAAGAAGCUCAUUCAUUUUCUGAGUAAAAAGUAUUUUCGUAUCUGUCUGGGGGGAAAUUAACUCAUCAGGAAAAUAUUAUUAGGUGUUUAAAUCCUAAAACUAACAGAUAAACUGAUACGUAACUUAUUAGAUCACCCAAACUAACUUGCUGAAAUCUUUUGUUUUGUCCUGUAAGAUCAAUGCUUAACAUGCAGUCUCUCCUCCCAUGCCCAGGUCAGUAACUCCAGUUUGCUCUUCUCUUUAGUCUCAUGGUAGCAGCUGUUGGGUAAUUGUAGUCGGAAGCUGGGGAGGAGGUGAGGAGAAAGUGCUCUUGUUCAGUGUUUUGUUUCCUAUAAAAGGAUGCUGCCUAACCCAGCUCAUCUCUGUGUCCUGUUGACUUUAUUGUUAUUCCAAGUAAUUGCAAGAAAAUAUAAUGAAUGGGCAUCAUUAACACCAGCUCAAAAACAUAUUCUUAUCAGUGAAGAUUUCUUGUCAAAUGUCUUGGAUUGCACUUUUGUUGAGGGAAGACAGUGUAAAUAGUUAAAGAAUGUUGAUAAAAUUGAAACAUUUGGUUAUGGAAUUGUGUGGUGUUAGAAGGUUUCUGUUUGUGAAAUGUAUGUAUUAAAAAUAAUAAAAUUUCAGAAACUAACAUUGUAUUCACUCUUUAGUGUGUCACUUUAUUUUUUGUUGGGAUUCCAGGUUUUUGAACUUGGGAUUGUUUGAUAAGAAAAGAUAGUAGAGAAGACAUUCUGAGGGUUUGGUCACUAUUCAGGUAGCCACUUCAAAAUCAGUACUGCAGCUAAUAAAAGCUACGAACUUUUUAUGCUGUUUGAAAGUGAUGUACCACAUGUAAAUUCCCUUUGCAACAAAAUAAGCAUUCUGUAUAACAAAGCCGGUUCCAUGUGGAUAAUCCACAAUUAUUGUUCUGGUUAUAGGGAAUUCUAUUGACUAAGUAGAUAAUCCUAUUCUACAAUUUGUUGUUGUUGCU